Messenger RNA from Vicia villosa (hairy vetch), 1736 nucleotides. RefSeq names its product BAG family molecular chaperone regulator 3-like. Lineage: Eukaryota; Viridiplantae; Streptophyta; Magnoliopsida; Fabales; Fabaceae. Gene Ontology annotation, biological process: protein stabilization. The coding region runs from base 533 to 1504 and encodes 323 amino acids. Gene Ontology annotation, cellular component: cytoplasm. Gene Ontology annotation, molecular function: protein-folding chaperone binding; adenyl-nucleotide exchange factor activity. The record is from RefSeq and is a predicted model, not a curated record. The transcript is spliced from 4 exons.
UGGCCACACGUUUUUAUAUUCAUUUUGGUUUUUGAUUUUUCUGUACUUUCCUUUCUUACUUCAUUCACCGAUUCCUCCCCAACUUCAAUAGCCAGAGAGAGAAAACUCAAUUCCUCAUUAUCGGAAUUGUUUUUUCUCUCUGUAUUUUUUUCACCUUACAUUCACUCUAAGUUCUUACAUCUUUUACCGGUUGUUUUUAUUUUUGUCUCCGGUCACCGUCCGUCCGGAGAUCUUUCUUUUUCCGGAUAUUGAUUAUCUUGAGAAAAAAUAAAGAAAAAGUUGAAAGUGAAAUUUGAAGCUUUCGUUUUGUUUUGUUUUGUUUUGUUAUGUUCUAGUUAUCCUUUUGCUUUGGGUUUUUUUUAUCUUUGUUUGUUUCUUAUGUAUCUUUGUGGAUUGGUUGUUCUCGUGUAAUGAAUAAGUCAGUGAAAAUUUUUGGGUGGCUGAGAUUUGUGUGACAGAGUCAAAGAUUUUCAGAGAUCUAUCUGGUUUUGGAUUCACGCAAAGAGAGGUUGUUUGUUUUUGGAAUUACGAGAUGAUGAAGAUGAAGAACAUGACGAAUAUUGGAGCUUCGGAAACCGAAGCAAGAGGUUUGGAGUGGGAAAUGAGACCUGGAGGGUUGUUGGUUCAGCGCCGAACCGCUGACUCGGAUGUAAACCCGGUUCCUCCACCGACAGUUAGAGUUCGGGUUAAAUACGGUUCAACCAAUCAUGAAGUCAAUAUUAGUUCAAUAGCAACAUUUGGGGAAUUGAAGAAAAUGCUAACCGGUCCAACCGGUUUACAUCAUCAAGACCAGAAGAUAUUUUAUAAAAACAAAGAGAGAGUUUCAAAGGAGUUUCUUGAUGUUGUUGGAGUCAAAGAUAAAUCAAAGUUAGUGUUAAUGGAAGAUCCUAUUAGUAAAGAGAAGAGGUAUUUGGAAAUGAGAAAGAAUGUAACAAUGGAAAAAGCUUCAAAAUCUAUUUCAGAAAUUAGUUUGGAUGUAGAUAGGCUUGCAGGGCAGGUGUCUGCUCUUGAAACAAUAAUUAAUAAAGGUGGGAAAGUUGUGGAGGCUGAUUUGCUUAAAUUGACUGAGAAAUUGAUGAAUCAAUUGCUUAGAUUGGAUGGUAUAAUUGCUGAUGGAGAUGUUAAGUUGCAGAGGAAAAUGCAGGUAAAAAGAGUUCAAAAGUAUGUUGAAACUUUGGAUAUGUUGAAAAUCAAGAAUUCCAAGGGGGCUCAUGUCCCAAUGAAGAAGCCUCAACAAAAGCAUUCAAAUGGUCACAAACUGACACCAAUUCAAGAGCAACCAGAAGAUAUGUCAAACGAGAACAAUAAAUUACAACCAAAUUCGGAACAACAACCACAACAACAAAUGCAGCACAAAGGGUCAAUGAAUUCAACCUCAGAAGUUGUUGUUACUACAAAAUGGGAGACAUUUGAUUCUCUACCACCAUUAAUUCCUGUUACUUCAUCCAGCUCAUCCACCAAUAAUUCAGUUCAACCAAAGUUCGAUUGGGAGUUUUUCAACUAAAUAAUGCAACACCACGUGUUGGAAAUUGUGUGGAUGUCUUUUGGGCUUUGUUUUCCACUUGGAAUGUUAUUAUAUUGUUAAUUAUACAUUCUUUUAUGUAUUUAGAUUUGUUUAGCAACCUCUUUAGUCUGUCUUUUACUUUACCGGCAAUAAACCGUGGGUUGCUGUGUAGUGAUUAUUGGAGUAUCAUAAACUAGUUCCUUUUCUAAUUAAUUUUUUAGUUUUCUUCCAA